Salvelinus namaycush (lake trout) is the source of this 2273-nucleotide messenger RNA. Its product is annotated as ras-related protein Rab-8A. Gene Ontology annotation, molecular function: GTPase activity; GTP binding. The transcript is spliced from 8 exons. Gene Ontology annotation, cellular component: dendritic spine; trans-Golgi network transport vesicle; endosome. The coding region runs from base 71 to 691 and encodes 206 amino acids. Gene Ontology annotation, biological process: protein localization to plasma membrane; protein secretion; cellular response to insulin stimulus. The record is from RefSeq and is a predicted model, not a curated record. Lineage: Eukaryota; Metazoa; Chordata; Actinopteri; Salmoniformes; Salmonidae.
UAAAUCGAGCAAAGCAGUAACGUAUCUCUUUUCACAACUGCCGGGCGGGAUUUCCGCAAUUGCUAAUAAUAUGGCGAAGACUUACGAUUACUUGUUUAAACUACUGUUAAUCGGCGAUUCUGGCGUCGGAAAGACGUGUGUGUUGUUCAGGUUUUCAGAAGAUGCCUUCAACUCAACAUUUAUCUCCACAAUAGGUAUUGACUUUAAAAUUAGAACUGUAGAACUAGAUGGUAAGAAGAUCAAGCUACAGAUAUGGGACACAGCAGGCCAGGAGCGGUUUCGAACAAUCACAACGGCAUACUACAGAGGAGCCAUGGGCAUCAUGUUGGUCUAUGACAUCACCAAUGAGAAGUCAUUUGACAACAUCAAAAACUGGAUAAGGAAUAUAGAGGAGCAUGCCUCUGCUGACGUGGAGAAGAUGGUUCUGGGAAACAAGUGUGACGUCAAUGACAAGCGACAGGUGUCCAAAGACAGAGGGGAGCAGUUGUCGUUGGAGUACGGUAUCAAGUUUAUGGAGACCAGUGCAAAGGCCAAUAUCAACGUGGAGAAUGCAUUUAUGACCCUUGCCAGAGACAUCAAGGCGAAAAUGGACAAGAAACUGGAGGGCAACAAUCCUCAGGGCAGCAGUCAUGGUGUGAAGAUCACAGAACAGCCCAAGAAGAGCAGUUUCUUCCGCUGCACCCUCCUGUGAGGACAACGAUCUUAUCAUUGUCCACAGCUGGACAGAACUGGACUGGGCUUGCUCAGAGCUUUCCUCUUUCGCCCUGUUCUCAUCCCUCUCAUUCCCGAUAUCCCAGGCCUCUUUGGGCUUUGUUUUUUUUUUCUGCUUCACCAUGUGCCCCCAGUUUACAAACGGUAGCUUUCAUUGGUCAGGUGGAUCAAUCAGUGUUGUUGGAUGGGCGUUAGAUUUAGGUCUCUAUACCAGGCACUCUUCUGUACCAUCAUGCUCUUAUAUCGUCUCUCGUAAUUACACUUAGGUUGCUGCUCACCCUCUCCUCUCUCUCUGUUCUCUGCAACGGUUGUCACAGAUACUGUAUGUUGCUCUGUGGUCGCACUGCUGCCAAAGUUGAUCCUUAGUGAGGUUUUGUCUCAACAUGGAUUGACCUUAUCCUUAAAAGUAGUGGCUUAAUUCCAUGAUAAGACUAGUUAACCAUCAUACAUCUGACAUCUUCUGUGAGAUUGUUGAAUUCUGCGUCAUCUAGCUACUAUGGAGAUUUAUUCCAAAUGUGUCGUCUAUGCAUCCCUGUUUUUCCUUUCUCAAAUUAGUUAUCUGUAUUCUACCUUAAAUCCCCUUUUGCCAUCCAACAAAUUAUAGACAAGAAAGCCACUUAUUUCCUUAAGAUAAUACUUUAGAUAAUAUAAUACAGUUCUGAAGUGUUAGUCUUACAAUGUUAACAGUAAAGACAUACCAUCUUAACGACAUACCUGAAAAUGUGCAUCUGUGUUCAGCAUUUACCAUUAUGCAGUUCAGAUUAUUUUUAUGCACAAGGUUUGCAAUGAUUUAUAAACUAUAUAUUUGAGUGUUAGAACAAUUUUAUGUGCCGGUAACUGCACAUUGAGUUGAACCCUGUUUUACUGUGUACUCUUGCACUUUAGUAGUGAAAUUGGCUGCACAUCUUGCAAUUUGCAAAAGCAUGUCUUAUUCCAGUCCCUUGUAUGGAAGUAUAGGAAUGUCAGUAUUCAUUAGAACUAUUACAUUCCAGAACUUGUUCCAGAGGCUAUAAGUAAAAAUCAUCUGUUCCACAAUAACAUCAGUCUAGUUAGGAAAUGAAUUGCAAUCUAACAAAUGAAUGCAUACGUUUACCACAUUUUUAGUUUUGGCAUUCAAAAUGUGUUUUAAUCUUAUACCACUCCACCAAAACAGUGCGAGUACCUCAUUGCCCCAAAUAUUCAUGUUAUGUAUGAUGUAGAUACCACUGAAAUAGAGAUAUAGUCCUUUGGGUGGUAAUUGCUUGAUUUCAUUUUUAACGUUUUAUGCACCCUUUUCAAAUUCCAGGCUCUCAGCCUAUUCCUUUUUUUUUUACUGGUUGUUUUAAUUGUGAUACUGUAAUACCGUGCAGGUUUGUGUGGCCUUUGACUUUUGUAAGCUGUUUUCAUGCUUGUCAGUAUUUUUGAUGGAAAAUUAGUGACAAUUGCGCCAAAGUAGGCUGCCUUGAUAGUUGUUUGGUAGGCCUAUAUUACUAGUCAAAUGUGAUUUUAUAAGAACUCAAUUGAAUAAUGUCAACCUACUGUAUGGUGAAACAAAUGCCAUGAAUAUUAAUUUCCAGGUUUAU